GGUUUCUACCACGCAUCCCUUUUCACUUUCGUCAAAUCGCGACAGCAUCACAAGUCGCAGUAUAAUUGACUCGGUUCUUUGUAACUGUCAUAUCUAUUUCACCACUCUGGCGUCUUUGAUACAAAUUUGAUCAUGUCGAAAAAUGUGCCAGUCGAGUCUGGCGAUCUGGGCAGUGGCGAUGAUGUCCCUGCGACAAUUGCUCCACCUCCUCGACCAUUCUCCCCAAUAGAUACUACAUAUCAAGGCGCGUCUGAUGCUGAAACGGGCACUGCUAUAUUUGCUCCAGAUCGAGCUGAUGAAAAUCUUACUCGGCAGUUGAGAGGCCCAGAGCUAUCCAACAUUGUUUCUUGGGAGAGCGAUACUGAUCCAUUGAAUCCUAUGAAUUGGUCUAAUACUAAGCGAUGGGCUAAUACGGGAGUUAUCUCUGUUAUGACUUUCUCCACUCCUCUUGCAUCCACCAUGUUUGCUCCUGGAGUUCCUCUCGUGAUGGAAGAAUUCCAGUCUACGGAUAUGAUUUUACAAACUCUAGUCGUUUCAAUCUUUGUCCUUGGUUUUGCCGCCGGUCCCAUCAUUGCUGCGCCGAUGUCAGAAUUGUAUGGCCGGAAACCAGUUUAUCUGACUGCUAAUUUCUUGUUCUUGAUGUUCACACUUGGCUGCGGGUUGUCAACUGAUCUCAACAUGCUUAUUGUCUUUCGAUUCUUGGCAGGAUGUGCUGGAGGAACACCCACUGCACUCGGCGGUGCGAGUAUCGGCGAUAUGUUCCAUCGAGACCAACGCGGGCUGGCAAUGGCUCUUUGGGGAAUGGGACCUUUGAUGGGACCAAUUGUCGGACCAAUCGUAGGAGGUGUACUUGCGGCAAAUGCUGGAUGGCGUUGGGCUUUUUGGUUGGAAGCUAUUAUUGCCUGUGUGACGUUGAUUGGAGGAUUUUUUCUCUUGCAAGAAACCUAUCCGGUUGUGAUUCUAGAGAGAAAGACGAAACGAAUUAUCAAGGAAACAGGAAAUACGGCGAAAGUAUCGGCGCUUCAUCAUACGGAUACGCCAAUGGUACAUUUCACCAAUGCUAUAGUUCGACCUUUGAAGACGUUAUUUCGUUCCCCAAUCGUUUUUCUUCUCUCGGUAUACUAUGCCGUUCUUUUCGGGUACUUGUAUCUGUUCAUCACGACAUUCCCAUUCACCUUUUCCAAUCAAUAUCAUUUUUCGCUUUCGCUUACUGGGCUUGCAUACUUGGGUCUCGGAUGUGGUAUUGCCAUUGGACUGUUCAUAUCUGGAAAGGUAUCCGAUCCGAUUUUCAAACGGUUAACGGAAAAGAAUGGCGGGAUUGCAGAACCGGAAUAUCGGUUACCUGCGCUGAUGCUUACGAGUCCGCUCAUUGCGAUAGCGCUUUUUGUUUAUGGAUGGACGGCGGAAAAGAAAAUCCAUUGGAUUGUUCCGAUUGUUGGAACGAGUUUCUUUGGGAUUGGUAUGAUUCCUGCCUUUCUUUCAAUAAAUAUGUACCUAGUCGAUAGUUUCCCUACAUAUGCAGCAUCGGCAAUCGCAGCAACGAAAGUUUUCCAAUCUAUCGGUGGCGCUUUCUUGCCUUUAGCAGGCCAGCCUUUAUACUCGACUUUGGGAUUGGGUUGGGGUAAUAGUGUAUUGGGAUUUAUAGCGCUGGCUUUCUUUCCGGUGCCGAUAUUGUUUUUUAGAUAUGGUGCUUGGUUAAGGGAGAGGGGGGUGGUGAAACUUUGAUAGGGUGGUGCGCGGUGCGUGUAGAAACUCUAGAGGAAGAUGGUUGGAGGAGAUGGGGAGGAGUUUGUAUGGUGGUGUGUGCAAGUUAGAAGAAAUGAGAUGAGAUGAGAUGAGAUGAGGAUAUAGUGGAAAUAGGAAUGGGAAACGGUGUAAUUUUAUCAAAAGAUACCUUGAAUUAGUUUAAUAUAUAUAUAUAUAUAUAUAUGUGUGUGUGUGUGUGUGUGUAUAUAGAUUCAAAACUGGCAGUAGAUGGAUUUGAGGAAGAGAGAUAUUUGGUACUUGAUACCUAGUAAUUAUCAUACCUCUAA
This is a messenger RNA of Botrytis cinerea B05.10, 2033 nucleotides long. RefSeq lists its product as hypothetical. Gene Ontology annotation, biological process: transmembrane transport. The record is from RefSeq and is a predicted model, not a curated record. Bases 133 to 1725 code for a protein of 530 amino acids. Gene Ontology annotation, cellular component: membrane. Lineage: Eukaryota; Fungi; Ascomycota; Leotiomycetes; Helotiales; Sclerotiniaceae. The transcript has 3 exons. Gene Ontology annotation, molecular function: transmembrane transporter activity.